UGCUCUCAGAGCGCCUGAGGGGGCCCCGCGGUGCGGGGGUUCGCGGCACCGGCGCCGCCGCUCCCGGGGGCCGUGGGGGCUCCAGGGUGACGCCGGUGGGAGAGGGUACCGCUCCCUCGCCCCCUCCCCCGGCCGAGGCUGAGGGGGAGAGGGGCGGCCCGAGGCUUCCAGCCGGUGGUGCAGGAGCUGGAGGUGGGAUGGAGGUAGUGGCGUAAGGACCCCGCGCCUGCACCGCCACAAUUAGGGAGGAAGGAGGCUGGAAUCGCUGGUGGUGUGCGCCUGUGGCUGCUCCCCAUGGCAGCUGCGGACCCCCAGGUUGUGGCCUUGGCUGCUCAGAUCACUGAGAGCGGGGAACAGGACAUCCCCCUGCUGCUGCUGAAGUUAAAGGGAGUUUUAAGUAGCCCUUCCUUGGGAUGUGAAGAAUCAAAACAAAUGAAGCAAGAUAUAUAUGAUUAUGGUCUUACUCAGUACUGCUUGCUGGUCCUUAGGCAAGACCACUCUCGACUGCAGGGAGGCUGGGCCACUGCUGCCCAGCUAGCAGAGAUACUAAGUCAUUGUUGUGUAGGACUAGAGAUGAAAGAAGAUCCUGAGGAAUUUUACAAGAAGUUUCUUCCUUCGGCCACAGACAACCUGCUGGUUUUGGGAAAGCGCUUGCAGGCGAGAUUUAUCCGAGCAAUCAAGGAUAAAGAAAAACAAGAUUUUUUACACUGGUUCCAAACAGUAACCAAUGCCAUCUGCUGGCUGCUCGAUGGGCAUAUUCAACUAGCAGCAUGUGUACUGCAAAAUGAUUGCUUCCUGCAGUUGUUAAUAACAGAUGAUGUUGAAACAGCAAUUAUAAUGAUGUCUGUUUUACACAAUAUUUUGAGGAUCAAUAGUUCUGUCUUCCUUCAAGUUGAUAAAGCGACCCUUCACUCUAUUUUGGAUGAACUUGUUUAUAAGCUUUCAUCUACCACCAAUCCUGCUGUUGGAAGUGCUGCCACAAAACUGCUGUUGGUGGUGGCAAAAUUGAGCAAACAGCUUGUGCAGUUACUCACAGCUCGUUACAAAGGAUUAAAAGGGCUUUUAAAUAAACAGUGGACUGGCAAAGGAUUUGACAGGGAGCUCAAUCAGCUCUUGGACAUGCUAUAUUUGGAACAAUCCAGUGGAAAAGGAGAAAUGCAGACUGUUUUAUUUCAGAAGCAGCAUCAAGCAGCAUCUAUAAUCCAGGCUACAUGGAGGGGAUUUCAGACAAGGAGAAGGCUGAAAAAGCUACCCCAAGCAGUGACCACAUUACAGAGAAGCUUCAGAGCUAAACGGGAACAGGAGCUGCAACACUUAGCAAAACAGAAGGAAGAUGAGGCUCUAAAACUGCAAAUGCAACUUCAGAGACAGAGAGCCAUGAGACUUUUCCAUGAACGACAGCUGGCCUUGCUGGAAAGAGUCCAUGCCAGUCAGGUAAAUAAAUACAUGGAGGAAAUGGAGGAUAAAUCAGCAUUAACUAUCCAGAGAUUCUGGCGAGGGUAUAGAGCAAGAAGAAUUUUUCAUCAACAGAAACAAUCUCUUAAGGAGUAUAAAGCAGCUGUCAUCAUUCAGAGAACAGCUUGUAAAUUCUUGGAAAAACGAAGAAGGAGGAGACCUCUCUCUCCUUGGAAAGAACCCAAGGGACUGACUGAUGAGCAGAGACUAGCUUUGCAGCAGAAGGUGGAUGACUACAUCAAAUUGCAUCCGGCUUCCCAAAUGUCAGAAGAAAUGAGUAAAGAAUUACAUAUGCAGGCUCAGGAGAAGCUGGCACAGUUCCUGUUGAGGAGCAGGCUGGAUCAGAGAGCAGCACAGAGGAGAGAGACAUUACUGGCUCAAGUCAACACUGAUGUGGAGCUGCUAAUGAAUGCUCCAGGGUUAGCAGAGACCACAGAAAAAGACAUUGGUGUCUUCGUGAGUCGAUCAGUCCCUGUAGCUACCAAGGCAAGACAAUCCCACAACACUAUGCUGAAAUACACUCGCUGGCCAUGGUGGAAAAAGCUUGGAGAUGAGUUUAUGGAGGAUGAUGUAAUUCCUGAUGAGGCCCUAAAUACAGAACUGGAAACUCUCUUUAUUGGUGGAAGAAAAUCUUUAUAGGUAACAGGCAGAAGAAUUCCAUAUUCAACCAGACUCAUACCUUGUACUGUGCACUUACUUUUGUGUGUUUUUAAGGAAGGAAAACAUUUGAAAAACACUGAAAAAUACCAAAACCUCAUUUUAGUGUAUUUUACUUAUCUUGGAAAGAAUCCCUUCCUGUACAUCAACAGUUGGAUCCUAUUGAUCUUGUCGCAAAUAGGAUUUAAAUACUGUAGUUGUAAAUGUAGUUGUAAAUAUUUUGUAAUUUGUAUCACUUUAAAGGUAAGUUUAUAAACUUUGUCUUUUCGGUUCUUGCUCACACUGGUAUGCAUAAAAAAUCAGGACAUUGGAAAAGCCUAGGCUUUUAUAGCAAAACAUUUUUAUCAAGUCACGUGCUUUGAAAUAAAGAUGGGUU
Molecule: messenger RNA, 2488 nt
Organism: Corapipo altera (White-ruffed manakin)
Lineage: Eukaryota; Metazoa; Chordata; Aves; Passeriformes; Pipridae
Gene: IQCB1
Product: IQ motif containing B1
Exons: 14
Coding region: 295-2094 (599 amino acids)
Biological process (GO): cilium assembly
Cellular component (GO): cilium
Molecular function (GO): calmodulin binding
Source: RefSeq, a predicted model, not a curated record